Messenger RNA from Somion occarium, 979 nucleotides. The record is from the annotation of a GenBank genome assembly. Lineage: Eukaryota; Fungi; Basidiomycota; Agaricomycetes; Polyporales; Cerrenaceae.
ACUUCCAUUCUCGGAUACACGGCGGGCGCUGGCGGGCGUUGCAUACUCUCAUCGUCGACAUGGUGCUCGUACUUGUAAUUGGCGACUUCCACAUUCCUCACCGUGUUCACGAUCUUCCAGCGAAGUUCAAGAAACUUCUAGUUCCUGGCAAAAUACAACAAAUCCUGUGCACAGGCAACCUAUGCGACCGAGAGACAUACGAAUACUUGCGUACUGUUGCACCGGAUGUACACGUAGUGCGGGGGGACUACGAUGAGAGUCCUUUCCCUCUGUCUGUUACCGUGACCCACUCGCCAAUACGGAUAGGCGUCAUACAUGGUCACCAAUGCAUUCCGACCGGAGAUUUGAAUUCUUUGAGUGCCAUUGCACGUCAAAUGGAUGUCGAUGUUCUUGUAUCAGGCCAUACACAUAGAUUUCAAGCCAUUGAACACGACAAACACUUCCUCGUCAACCCUGGUUCUGCAUCCGGGGCGUGGACCGGUACCUCCAAUGGCGAUCCUAUACCUUCAUUCGCUCUUAUGGAUAUCCAAGGUCCUGUUGUGGUAACAUAUGUGUACCAGUACAUAGAUGGCGAGGUAAGAGUGGACAAGAUUGAGUAUAGGAAGGAGGUAGAAGUCCACAAGGAGGCACCAAAGAGUACGGUGUUGCCUCAGAGUAUCCCAUCUAGCCCUACGCCUCCGCAGGCGCAAAGUGUUUGGUGAUCUCACUUCAAUUCCGGUCGACCCUAUCGUGAUUUUAUGUUGUGUAAUUCUACUCCUACUGUGUAUACCAUUUAUUUAUCGUUAGUCAAAUGAUACAACUGGGAACGUUGUAUCGCAGAGAUGCAACGCUUUGCUCCGUCGUUCGAUGGGAUCGUUCUUCCUCAAAAUAACUAGAUUCAUCAAAUACGCAAGUGAGUAAGCUACUGGUACGAUAGUUAUGUAUGUCGGGGAUUCAGAAUACGUUCUGAAUAGAUGGUAGAAGCUGGACGCUUUUAUGA